Messenger RNA from Micropterus salmoides (largemouth bass), 976 nucleotides. RefSeq names its product C-type lectin domain family 4 member M-like. The record is from RefSeq and is a predicted model, not a curated record. Lineage: Eukaryota; Metazoa; Chordata; Actinopteri; Centrarchiformes; Centrarchidae. The transcript has 3 exons. The coding region runs from base 150 to 608 and encodes 152 amino acids.
AUUAAAUGUAAAAAGGCCACAAUUUUCUGCCAUAACAACAAUCGCUUAUUCUUCUUUUUAAUCUGGACAGAUUGAUAUUCAACUGACUUGAAGUUAUACUGUGUGAUGUUAUAUGAUUAAGUGUUGCCAUAAUUUAUUUGAGCAGAGUUAUGUCUUUAAAACACUUGUUUUUAAAGCUUGUUUCGCUUCAUGAAGGAAAGCGGUGUCCUGAAGGAUGGGAAAGAUUUGGAUGUAGUUGUUACUUUAAAUCCAAUGAGAAGAAAACUUGGUCUGACAGCAGAUGGGACUGUCAAAGUAGAGGAUCAGAUCUGGUGAUCAUAAACAACGUAGAGGAACAGGAAUUUGUUGUAGAGCUGGUGAAGAGUAUGAACUGUGGAGACUCCUGGAUUGGUCUACGGGUCAUACAGGAAAAUAAGCCAACAAGAUGGGAAUGGGUAUGGGUGGACCACUCGCUGCUGACAGAAAAGUUCUGGGCAGCAGGAUCGCCACACCAGCAAAGAAACCAGUACCCUGCAGCAUGCUGCGAUCAACAAGGAAAAUGGACACAGAGUAUAUACUCUGAUCAUAAGAACUGGAUCUGUGAGAAAAAUAUUUCUUGUUUUCCUUGAUGACAGAGAGGUGUGUAGGGAGGCCGAGGGCUAAUGAGUGUCAAGAUGACUGGAUGAAACGGAAAAGAUCCUGGACUACAUCAGGAAGAUGGCCCCCAUAUAUGAAGGGCUUAGUGAGUACCUCAGGCAGCAGAAACCCAAGAGUGAGGACAAGGAAGACGAAAAACCUUCAUGGAGACACAAGCCACUGCACGGCAUGUACCACAGACAAAUAGAAGUCUCUCUCUCGCCCUCUAUGUAUAUAAAUAAAACAUAUAUGAUGCAUCUAAUCCAACUUGACUUAAAAGAAAAUUGAAUAAAGGAAGAUACCUCAUACUCUGAACAAAAUUCCUUUUAUUGUGGCCAGCCUAAAGCACACCUGUGCAAUA